AUGCCCGAGCACGACGCGGCCGUCGACGGCGCGCGCGCCGAGGCCGCGGCCCUGGGGCGAUGCUACGCGAUCUUCGCCGCGUGGACGGGCCUGGCCUUCCACGCGUGCUUCGUCGGCGUCAUGGCGCGCGGCGCCGCGCUCGUCGAGCUCGGCGACCUCUCCGCCGGCGACCUCUCGAGCUUUUUGAUGUACGCCGUGGGCCUGGGCUUCGCCGUCGCGGGCGGCAUGGCGUCCUACGCGGAGCUCGCGCGGUGCGCGGGCGCCGUCGAGCGCGUCCUCGAGAUCUCCGAUCGAUCGCCCGCGAUGCGCGGCGGCAACGCGCGCGCGCCGAGCGCCGCGGGCGCGACCGUGUCCUUCCGCGACGUCGACUUCGCCUACCCGGCGCGGAGGGACGCGCCAUUGCUCGCGGCGUGGUCCGCGGACGUCGCGGCCGGCGAGCGCGUCGCGCUCGUCGCUCCGAGCGGCCGCGGCAAGACGACGGUCUUCCGCCUGUUGUCGCGGCUCUACGACGUCGACAAGGGCGAGGUGGCGGUCGGCGGCGUCGGCGUCGCCGCGUACGCGCUCGACGAGCUCCGCGGGAGCGUGGUCGGCGUCUUGCAGCAGGAACCGUUUGUGUUCAGCGGCUCGUUGCUGGAAAACGUCGCCUGCGGCGGCGAUUGCGACGCGGCGCGGGCCGAGGCGGCGCUCCGAAGCGCGGGCCUCGGCGGCCUCCUCGAGAAGGUCGGCGGCGUCGGCGCGCCCGUCGGCGAGAGCGGCGUCGCGCUCUCCGGCGGCGAGCGCCAGCGCCUCGCGCUCGCGCGCGCGCUCCUGAGGCCGACGCCCGUGCUGCUCGUCGACGAGUUCACCUCGGGCCUCGACGAGGCCACGGAGCGCGAGGUCAUCCGAAACCUGCUGCCCCACCUCGAGAAUCGCACGGUCAUCGCCAUCGCCCACGACCCCAGGGUCCACGCGCUCCUGGGCGUCACGCGCGUCAUCGCCUUAUGA
Messenger RNA from Aureococcus anophagefferens, 984 nucleotides. RefSeq lists its product as hypothetical. The transcript is spliced from 2 exons. Bases 1 to 984 code for a protein of 327 amino acids. Gene Ontology annotation, biological process: transmembrane transport. The record is from RefSeq and is a predicted model, not a curated record. Gene Ontology annotation, cellular component: membrane. NCBI's taxonomy places the organism in Eukaryota, Pelagophyceae, Pelagomonadales, Pelagomonadaceae. Gene Ontology annotation, molecular function: ABC-type transporter activity; ATP binding; ATP hydrolysis activity.